This is a messenger RNA of Caenorhabditis sp. 36 PRJEB53466, 1715 nucleotides long. NCBI's taxonomy places the organism in Eukaryota, Metazoa, Nematoda, Chromadorea, Rhabditida, Rhabditidae. The record is from the annotation of a GenBank genome assembly.
AUGGUCUCUGUCAUAAUGCUCAACUCUCCAGUUCCUGUCCGAUUUCUGGUCGGCUAUCUUUUGUUUGAUCCGUGAAUUAUCCACUCUCUUGUAGAUUCUGAUAUGUGCCACAUUAUGUCUCACUUCCAUCCUGUCCAACAUGAAUACGUACAAUUUCACGAAAAUUUGUAUGCAAGACGAUAACAGCACGGCCAAAGGUGAGUUCGAUAAAGAGCGGCGAGAGCAUGUGGUGUGAAGUUGCAGUGACCUACACAAAGUCCCAGUCGAACUUCCUGCAGUCAUGCGUCGCCAUCGGCAGUCUCGCGGCUUCCAUUCCGUUUUCCGUCGCAUUCCAGUAUCUCCCUCAUAAACCCGUUUUCAUUCUCGCCGGAAUAAUUUCUGGAGGUACCGUACUCUUUGCAUCCCCGAGAAAUUUCCCCCAGUUUUCCAGUUUCCACGGCCCUGGUCCCUUUGGCCAGCUCGCUGGGAUUCGGAUGGUUCGUAACAGCGCGCAUCUUUCAAGGAAUGGCCUUCUCGGCAACUUUCCCAUUGGCCGGAAGCAUAACUUCGAGAUGGGCCACUCCUCACGAGCACGGAGUAUUCAUCGGACUUCUGACGGGCAACACUCAACUCGCGAACAUCUUCACGAUGCCAGUCUCCGGAUGGCUCUGCUCUUCUUCCGCCGGAUGGACUUCUGUUUAUUACGUGCAUGCGGGCGUUUCCCUGCUCACUUUCACUCUCUUCUUCCUCUUUUUUCGUGUUUCUCCGAACGAACACAGUUGGGUAAGUGAGAAGGAACUGGAGAAGAUCGGAAUGAAGAAGCAGGUGAGUGGAGAAGCAAAGAGAGAAUCAGAAGGAAUCCGUUUAUAGCUUGCCCGUCCAAGAGAUCUUCCAUUCCGUCAUAUUCUGACAAGUUUAUCCCUUUGGGCCUGUUGGAUCGCAUCAUUCGGAGACCUGAUCACAGUUCAGUUGGUUUCUCAGUUCAAUCCUCAGUACAUGAAGAACUAUCUCAACUAUGACGUGCUUUCCUCUGGAUUUCUCGCAGCUCUUCCCAUCAUUUUUCAGUUCAUCAUCAAACUUUGUUCAGGAAUCAGCAGUGACAUGAUUACGUGGGAGGAAGCACUGAAACUAACCCUCAUAUAAUCAUUUUUCAGGGGGAUCUCAGAAACAUGGAAAACUAAGAUAUUCAACACGAUUGCACUCGCCGUCGCCGCCGGAUUCUUCAUCAUUCUCGCCUUCAUUCCCAGAGACAAACACUUGCUUGCCAUCGUUGUCAUGGUACUUUUGGGCUCCAUGAAUUGACUCCGUCCAUUUCCUGUUUAGAUCUGCGCUGAAAGUGUAAUGGGCUGCAACACUGCCGGAUUCAACAAGUGUGCCACCCUCCAUUCCCAACAAUACGCCUACUUUUCAAUGCAACAAGUAUUCCCAUCGUGUUCACUCUGUCCUCCACAUUCCAUUUCAGAUCAUGAACAUCUGGGCGUGCACAAUAUUCAUCGAGCCAUUCUUUGUCAAUAUGAUUGUCACUGACAACACGUGAGUCCCUUCUCCAUCUUCCCCGAUCCUUCUCUUCCAGUUUCAUCGACUGGCGCAACUGUUUCCUCGCCCACGCGGUCCUUCUCCUCUCUGUCAACGCCAUCUUCUGUCUGUUCGCCGACGCGUCUCCCGCCAGCUGGACCCUCCAGAAAAACGAAAGCGAGAAGGAGCGUUACGAGUCGGUGGUGGACACAAAACUCUAG